Daldinia vernicosa is the source of this 837-nucleotide messenger RNA. RefSeq lists its product as uncharacterized. Lineage: Eukaryota; Fungi; Ascomycota; Sordariomycetes; Xylariales; Hypoxylaceae. The transcript has 3 exons. Bases 494 to 832 code for a protein of 112 amino acids. The record is from RefSeq and is a predicted model, not a curated record.
CCUGCUGAAACGUCGCGAAAUCCUGGAGAGAACCCUAAGCUAUUAUCACGAAUAGGAAAAGUCCAGUGACUAAAGUGUGACGGCGCUUCUGUUUUACACCCGGUCACUGACAAAAUGCAGGGCGUCUCGAGCUGCGCAGGGUCGAAGCUAAGCCUAUUGUCGUCGUGAUUGUCGUCGUGAGCCUGUCAAGAUGACAUUGUUGGUUAGUAUGUAGUAUAACCGGCUGCCCCAUCAGUUCUUACUAUGUAGAAUAUCCAAGUAUAUAAAAGUAGCCAAGAAUCCCACGAUAAUUCAACAGUUUCUCUUCUUCAUUCCGCUAUCAAUCAUCAAAAAUAACUCGUCUCAAUUUUCUUCAUUCUAUUUCGUUCCUUAUUCGUAUUCUUGGUGGCUGGUCCUCCUCUUUAACUAUCAUUCACUUCUCUUGAAUACGAUCCCGCGGACGUGUACAGCUUCUAUUUUUCUCAGCCAACCGCUUUCUACCCAUCCAGUCAAAAUGAAGUUCUUCUCCAUCCUACUCCUAGCCACCGCCGCCAGCGCUAUGGUGAUGCCUCGUCACCACGCUGGGCGCAAAGCCAACGGUGGUAACAACAACAACAACGCCGCUGCUGUAGCAGCAGGUACCGGAAACAACGGCAAUGCCAAUGCUAACAACAACAAUGCCGCCGCCGCCGCCGCUGCUGCUACCGGUAAUACCAACAAUAACAAUAAUAACGCCGCUAACAAUGCCAACGCAUGCAACAACAACAACAAGCGUCACCACGCCGGAAAGCAGGCCAACGGCAACAACAAUAACAACGCCGCCGCUACCGCAGCCGACGCCAAUUGCAACUAAUGACG